CGUCCCUUUUUUUUGUAUGAAAGACCUAAAAUAGAGAAGAAAUAAAAGCAGAAUUUGCAAUAACGAAGACGGAUCGGAUCGGGACGUCGGAAAAAUGCGAGUCUUGAGGUCAUCGCGCGGCGGUUCCGGUGCCGGCGUCGUUUUCCGGGCGCUGAGGAUGAGUUCUCUUCGCGGCAUCUUCACCGGCAGUUGCCGAGCCGUGAUGUUGCCGCGCUUCGGCGGUCCGGAGGUUCUGGAGCUCCGGGAGAAUGUUCCGGUGCCGAAUCUUAAGCCCAACGAGGUUCUUGUUCGCGCGCGAGCUGUCUCCAUCAAUCCUCUUGAUUGCAGAAUGCGAGCUGGCUAUGGCCGUUCUGUGUUCGAACCACAUCUACCCAUUAUAUUAGGUCGCGAUAUCAGCGGUGAAGUUGCAUCAGUUGGCAGUUCGGUAAAGUCGUUUAGAGUUGGCCAAGAAGUUUUUGGUGCAUUGCACCCUACGGCGCUUAGGGGUACAUAUACUGACUAUGGGAUUCUUUCAGAAGAUGAACUCACAGAAAAACCAUCAUCAGUUUCUCACGUUGAAGCAAGUGCUAUCCCUUUCGCAGCACUGACUGCUUGGCGUGCUUUGAAGAGUAAUGCUCGUGUAACUGAAGGACAAAGGGUAUUAGUUAUAGGAGGAGGAGGGGCUGUGGGUUUAGCCGCGAUUCAGCUCAUGGUGGCAGCUGGUUGCCAUGUCACGGCUUCUUGUGGGGGUCAGAGUAAAGAGAAAAUACUGGCCACUGGUGCUGAGCAAGCUGUUGACUACACAACUGAGGACAUAGAGUUGGCGAUAAAGGGAAAGUUCGAUGCUGUCCUGGACACUAUUGGUGUGCCCGAAACAGAAAGAAUUGGCAUAAACUUCUUGAGGAAGGGCGGAAACUAUAUGACACUUCAGGGUGAGACUGCUUCAUUGACAGAUAAGUACGGACUUGUGAUUGGACUUCCUCUUGCUACUUCGCUCUACACGAAGAAAAAGAUGCAAUACCGUUAUUCCCAUGGAAUAGACUAUUGGUGGACGUACAUGAGGGUCGACGCUGAAGGUCUGGCUGAGAUCCGUCGGUUGGUUGGAACCGGGAAACUGAAAAUACCGGUGGAGAAAACUUUUCCGAUCACGGAAGUGAUAGCGGCUCACGAGGCGAAGGAGAAGAAGAAGAUUACGGGUAAAGUUGUUCUAGAGCUCUGAACUUGAUGGUAAACGGAACAAUAAAUCCUUUUAUUAGAAUUACCUUUGCAAUAUGGAGUUUGUGUAAAUGAUCUUUAACAGGCUUUAGAUACACUGCAUGAACUGAAGAGUUUCUUCCGUAGGGGAAAACAAAGGGUUACUCUUUUCUUGUGGUGGGUAAAUCAUAAAUGCAGUAAUGCGGAUUUUGUGAAAAUUGUUAUAUGCUGUAACUUUGUAUGUGAUAGUUGUUUAAAGUAAAAAAAAAAGAUAGUAAGGUAUAGGAUA
Tarenaya hassleriana is the source of this 1462-nucleotide messenger RNA. RefSeq names its product reticulon-4-interacting protein 1, mitochondrial-like. NCBI's taxonomy places the organism in Eukaryota, Viridiplantae, Streptophyta, Magnoliopsida, Brassicales, Cleomaceae. Gene Ontology annotation, molecular function: oxidoreductase activity. The transcript is spliced from 8 exons. Bases 95 to 1198 code for a protein of 367 amino acids. The record is from RefSeq and is a predicted model, not a curated record.